UCCAGACUCGGUGUAGCGACACGUUUCCUAAAACGUCGGAGACAGAGAGGACAAGAUCCUCUUGUACUUGCUGCUUUGGUCACAGCGUUCUCGUUUUGUGUUUGAACAGUCCUGUUUGUGCCUGUUUUUAAAAUUUGAACGUGAGAAGAGGGAGAGAGGGAGAGAAACGAUAGCAAGUUAUAUCAUUGUUUUAUUUACUGAAUUUCCCAAUAGUUGCGUAAACUUACGCCAGUACAUUUUUUUAAGUUUCUGGUUUGAGUUUUGAGUUGAAUUGAAACGGGAGGAGAGGAGGAUUAAAAAAAAAAGUGAGUAAAGGGGAGAGUAGAGGAGAGGGAGAGUCUCUCUGUUACUGAGUGUGUUAAACAGAAGAGCUUCUCAGUCCACCAGAAAGCCAGUAGUGAAUUUAAGAGCAGUCGAAGUGCUUUCCCAGCUGUCUCGAGUUACAGGAUGAAGCUGUGAGUUUUAGGAUCCGGGAGGGAGGGUGUAUUGAGAUUAGGGUCACUUUUACAUUUCCUGGAUCUACACAAACCGACACAGCUGAAGAUUUCUCUGCAUAAUUACAGAUUGAUGGCAGUGGAUUAAACCCCUACAGAUCCUCACCCCUGACCCAUCUCUCUCUCGCACUCUGUCUCUCUGUUGGAGGAGAAUGGUCCGCAGAGCCAGCCUCAUUAUCUGUGGAGUCGUGCUGUUCAUCGCCUGGAACGCCCUGCUCCUCCUCUUCCUGUCGUGGCGGCCUUCCAUUGGCAGCACUGGGACCGGGGGCGGGGCCGAGCCGGGAGAGGGCAGGGAGUGGGACGGGGACUUGACGCGAAACGUGGUGCAAUUGGCCGAAGAAGUGGAGGCGGAGCUGGAGAAACAGAAGCUGCUCUUGCAGCAGAUUCAAAGCUACCGCUCUCUGUGGGAGAAGAAGAAAAAAAACAACAACAGCCAGAUAAAAGACAAAAAUCCCGUCCAAUUAAACAAAAAGGACGCUGGCGCGAGGGAACCGGAGAACGCAGGAUUGCAGAAAAUCCCUGACGUGAAAGAUAUCGUCAUUCCUGUGUUAGUGGUCGCCUGUGACCGCCCCACAGUGCGCCGGAGCUUGGAUAAGCUGCUGUACUACCGCCCUUCCAAGGAGCUGUUCCCCAUUAUUGUGAGCCAGGACUGCGGGCACGAGGAGACGGCCAGGGUGAUCGGCUCGUACGGGGACCAGGUGAUGCACCUCCGACAGCCUGACCUCAGCGAUAUCCAGGUCCGGGCCGACCACAGGAAGUUCCAGGGCUAUUACAAGAUCUCCCGGCAUUACCGCUGGGCUCUGAAUCAGGUCUUCCACACCUUCAAAUACCAGGUGGCCAUCAUUGUGGAGGAUGACCUGGAGGUCGCUCCUGAUUUCUUUGAGUAUUUCCGCUCACUCUUCCCCCUUCUCCUGGAGGACAAAACCCUCUGGUGCGUGUCAGCCUGGAACGACAAUGGCAGGGAUCAGAUGAUCGACCCCAAAGCCCCAGAGCUGCUCUACCGGUCAGACUUCUUCCCCGGCCUGGGCUGGAUGCUGCUCAAGGAGCUCUGGGAGGAGCUGGAGCCCAAGUGGCCAGCCUCCUUCUGGGACGACUGGAUAAGGCAGCCUGGGCAGCGCAAGGAGAGAGCGUGCGUUAGGCCCGAGAUCUCCCGCACCAUGACAUUCGGCCGCAAGGGAGUCAGCAUGGGCCAGUUCUACGACCAGUACCUCCACUUCAUCAAACUCAACGACCAGUUUGUGCCUUUCUCUCAGCGCGAGCUGGCUUUUCUCAAGAAGGAGGCCUACGACCGGACGUUUGCGGAAAGCGUGUACACUGCCCCCGCAGUCCGGGUGGAGGAACUGCACGCAAACAAAGUGACGGUCCCAGGGCCGGUUAGGGUGCAGUAUUCCACUAAGGAUACUUUCAAAGCUUUCGCUAAAGCUCUGGGAAUCAUGGAGGAUAUGAAAUCUGGGGUGCCUCGAGCCGGCUAUCGAGGCGUGGUCAGCUUAAUGUUCAGGGGCCGGCGGGUGUUUUUGGCACCCCCACCUGGAUGGAAAGGGUACGACACCACCUGGAGUUAGCCCCGCCUCCUUUUACAGAUUGAGUAUUUUUAUUCGUACUGUAGAACCACAGUGGCUGCCACCAAUGCUGAAUAUUGGAUAUUGAAUAUUUCAACAUCUUUCUUUACGGUGUAAUAAGGAUAUACAGGAAUGUCGACAAGUCAGGUCUGAUUAGCUUAUGGGAGCUUAGUAAAACUCGGUAAUUUCCACGUUUUUCAUUUUGUGAGUUUUGAUAACGAUUCAACAGCAGAUGCGUUUUUGAACAGCAGGAUCAAGCCUCACAGGAAAAUGAACGUCUCAAGGAAGGAAACUUGUCUAACUUGAUUCUGUACCAGUUCAAAAAAAACGAACGAUGCCCAACAUUGCCUAUUUUCUCUUUCUUUGAAAUAAGUAUUUAUACUUUUUUGCAAUGAUUCCUUCAUACAAUAUGGUGCGUAUUUUUUUAAUGUUUUUAAUUCUUCACCUUUAAUUUAUUGUUCCAGUUUGACUAAAUAAAAGUGACUCUCUAA
This is a messenger RNA of Polyodon spathula (Mississippi paddlefish), 2544 nucleotides long. Its product is annotated as alpha-1,3-mannosyl-glycoprotein 2-beta-N-acetylglucosaminyltransferase-like. The transcript has 3 exons. Lineage: Eukaryota; Metazoa; Chordata; Actinopteri; Acipenseriformes; Polyodontidae. Gene Ontology annotation, biological process: protein N-linked glycosylation. The record is from RefSeq and is a predicted model, not a curated record. Gene Ontology annotation, cellular component: Golgi apparatus. Gene Ontology annotation, molecular function: alpha-1,3-mannosylglycoprotein 2-beta-N-acetylglucosaminyltransferase activity. Bases 647 to 2056 code for a protein of 469 amino acids.